This is a messenger RNA of Magnolia sinica, 2067 nucleotides long. Its product is annotated as ATP-dependent 6-phosphofructokinase 3-like. Gene Ontology annotation, molecular function: 6-phosphofructokinase activity; ATP binding. The record is from RefSeq and is a predicted model, not a curated record. The transcript has 14 exons. Bases 196 to 1824 code for a protein of 542 amino acids. Gene Ontology annotation, biological process: fructose 6-phosphate metabolic process; glycolytic process. Lineage: Eukaryota; Viridiplantae; Streptophyta; Magnoliopsida; Magnoliales; Magnoliaceae. Gene Ontology annotation, cellular component: cytoplasm.
GUGUGAGCACAGCCUCCCUCCCGCCUUCUUACUGUCUCUCCAUCAAAACCGUCAAAAUACGAAAUUCGCCUCCCGUUUUCGCAAAGCCCAAAAAAGGGAAAAUCCCCAUUUUCUCCUUCCACACUCUCCUAUAACUUCUCCUCCUUUCCCAGCCAUUCCUCACUCUCUCUUUCUCUCUUGGUAUCGCUUUCUCGAAUGCAAUCUCUCUCUCCUUCUUCUCUCCUUCCAAAACCUCGCUUUGAUUCUAUUUCCAGCCACUCCGUCGACCUCGCGGCAUCUCCUGCUUCUGUUAGGGCUUCGUUUCCUGCGAAAAACGCCGAUUUGAAGGUCGGAUCUUCGAAAGCGAUGGGAUCUGCUGGGAAAUCUCACCCGAAGAUCGUCACCGGAGAUGCAGGAUAUGUUCUGGAAGACGUUCCGCACUUGACCGAUUAUAUUCCUGAUCUGCCUACUUACCCAAAUCCUUUGCAAGACAAUCCAGCAUAUUCAGUUGUCAAGCAGUACUUCGUUAAUGUGGAUGAUACUGUUGCUCAAAAGAUUGUUGUUCACAAGAGUAGCCCAAGAGGGAUACACUUUCGACGUGCCGGGCCUCGCCAAAAGGUGUAUUUUGAGUCAGAUGAAGUGCAUGCAUGUAUCGUAACAUGUGGUGGGCUAUGCCCUGGGCUUAAUACAGUGAUUAGAGAAAUAGUAUGCGGCUUGUACCACAUGUACGGAGUCACCAAAAUCCUUGGAAUAGAGGGAGGAUACAGGGGUUUCUAUUCUCGCAAUACUGUUCCUUUAACACCCAAGGUCGUCAAUGAUAUCCACAAACGUGGUGGUACCAUCCUUGGCACAUCACGAGGAGGCCAUGACACCUUAAAGAUAGUUGAAAGCAUUCUGGACCGGGGCAUUAAUCAGGUGUACAUUAUAGGAGGAGAUGGAACCCAAAAAGGGGCAUCAGUAAUUUUUGAGGAAAUUCAAAGGCGUGGUCUCAAAGUUGCAGUUGCUGGAAUCCCUAAGACUAUUGAUAAUGACAUUGCGGUAAUUGACAAGUCCUUUGGUUUUGACACGGCCGUGGAAGAGGCUCAACGGGCCAUUAAUGCAGCACAUGUUGAAGCUGAAAGUGUUGAGAAUGGUUUGGGUUUUGUGAAGCUAAUGGGUCGCUACAGUGGUUUCAUUGCAAUGUACGCUACUCUUGCCAGCCGAGAUGUGGACUGUUGCUUGAUUCCAGAGUCACCUUUUUAUCUAGAAGGGAAAGGUGGACUUUUUGAAUACAUUGAGAGACGACUUAAGGAGAACGGGCACAUGGUUAUUGUUUUAGCUGAAGGUGCAGGGCAGGAUCUUAUCGCUGAAAGCAUGCGGGAAAUGAGCCAGCGAGAUGCUUCAGGAAACAAGCUACUUCUCGAUGUUGGGCUAUGGAUAUCUCAGAAGAUUAAGGAUCAUUUCGCCAGAACACACAAGAUGGUUAUAAAUCUCAAAUAUAUAGAUCCUACGUACAUGAUUCGAGCUAUUCCAAGCAAUGCAUCUGACAAUGUAUACUGCACACUUCUUGCACAAAGUGCUGUUCAUGGAGCAAUGGCAGGAUACACUGGCUUUACCGUUGGACCUGUUAAUGGCAGACAUUCCUACAUACCCUUCCAUAGGGUGACAGAGACACAGAACAUGGUAGUGAUAACAGACAGGAUGUGGGCAAGGUUGCUGUCUUCGACUAACCAGCCAAGCUUCCUGAGCUCGAAAGACAUGAUCCCGGCUGAGAAGAAGGAAGAGGCAACGCCACUGCUGGAUGGUGAUAAUUGCUUGGAUGAAGAUCGGAAGGGUGCUAAAGAGAUUGGUGUGGGGGCAACAUGAGGUGAGAUGGGGGUAAACAGCACAAGGUUGGGUUUUGAUAUAAUUAUAGGUUGUGUUUUUGGACACUCCUACCUUUUUUAGUAGUGGAGCAUCAACCCAUCAUUUCCUGUUGAGUAUUUAUAAUAUGACAGCAUGUUGUACCUUGUUGUGGUUACACCGUGCUUGCAUUUCUCCGAGAGACAAAAUAAGUCUAUCAAAAGUUAUUUAUUUAUUUUAAAUACAGUAUGCAGUGUUCCUUUGUAA